AUGGUUGAUAUCAACCUUGGAACAAGCAAAGGAAUGCUUGUAUCCAAAGAUUCUGAUCUUCACACAUGUAUAGAGUUGCUAAAAACACAUUCACUCUUCAAGGGCUGUCGUUUCAUAGUUGAUAUUUCGGAAAGAGUUUUUCCAUCAACAAGCAAUGAACAUGUCAACACAGAAACUCAACAUGACAAUCAAGACAAAUGCCAACAGAUAAUGGAAAUAGAUAUGGUUGAAGCUCAACCAUUAAAUGAAGAGGUGCUUCAAACAUUUGAUUCUAUUCAAGUAGAAGGACAAAGCAUUAUAGAGAUUGACAACGAACAAGCUUUGGGUAUUCAAGUCUUAGAGAGUGCACCGGUAAUCGAAGAAGUUGCUGAAAAAACCUGUACUCAAAUAACUAGACGAAGAUCAAAUUUGAAACAAAAAGAAUCCCCAACUACGAUAUUAAGAGAAAAUGCUUCGUUGGAUGAAAUAAAAGUUGGAUCAGUACUUGACAAGAAGAAGAGUAUAAUUAACUGUUUUUCCAAUAUAGCAAUCAAAGGACAUUUUGAAUUCAAGGUUGUUAGAUCAAGCUCAACAAGAUAUUCGUUGACAUGCAAUAAUGAUAGGUAUUGUUGGUUUGUGCGAGCUUUCAGAAUUAAAGAUUCAACACUGUUCAAGAUAGUAAAGAUUGAGAAAAAGCAUGACUGCUCUGUUAACACUAUGAAAGCAGAUCAAAGGCAUGCUACUUCAAAGUUGAUUAGUGGUUACAUUAUCGACAAUCUUCGGGACCCAAGAUUUGAAGUUACACCAGCUUUUGUCAUGGCAGAGAUGCAAAAAUUGCAUGGACUAGACAUUGGAUAUCACAAGGCGUGGCGUGCUAUUCAACAUGCUUCCGCUUUAAUAAGAGGAAGUCCCGAAGAGAAUUAUGAAUUAUUGUCUUCAUACUUGUAUAUGAUGACAAUUUCAAAGGAUGCAAAUAACCAAAUUUUCCCAUUAGCCUUUGGAAUAGCAGAAUCUGAAAAUAAUAAUUCCUAUGAGUGGUACUUUAGUCAGCUUCGCAAUGUAAUUGGGAGCCGUGAGAAUUUAAUUUUUUUAUCAGACAGGCAUCAAGCUAUUGCAAAUGGCAUUGCAAAGGUAUAUCCUGAAAGCCAUCAUGGGAUUUGCAUCUAUCAUUUGGAGCAGAACCUAAAGCGAAGGAAGGUGAAAAGUGAGGUCAUAAAACUAUUCCAAAGUGCUGCAAGAGUAUACAAGCGCAAAGAAUUUGACCUAUACAUGUCAGAUAUAGCAAAUGUAGAUAAGAAGACUUAUGACUACUUGAUGGAAGAACCACCGGAAAGAUGGGCACGUUCUUGUAGUCCACGACGAAGAUAUGACAUGCUCACAACAAACAUAGUUGAGUCGAUGAAUUCUGUCCUAUUAGAAGCAAGGGAGCUGCCUAUACUAAGAAUGAUGGAUUUCAUUCAAGUGAAGCUACAACGUUGGUUUUAUGAAAGAAGAAAUAAAGCAGAAGGAACAUUUUAUGAUGUUUCUUGUUGGGUAGAGCAGGAAUUGAAGAAAAGAAUAGAUUUAGCAUUUACUUUGAAUUUUCAAUUUGAUGAAUUACCAUGCAUACAUGCAAUUGCAGCUAUCGAGAAGAGAAACAUCAAGAAGUCAAACUUUUGUUCGCACUGGUACUUAAAGGAAUCUUGGCUAAAAACAUAUGAAAGACAAAUACAUCCUGUAGGACAUACUGAUUCUUGGAUUGUACCAGAGAGUGUUAAGUCACAAAUUGUUAAACCUCCAGAUUUCAAAGUGCCACCAGGUAGAAAGCAAAAGAAAAGGCAUAUUCCUGCUACCGAGCCAUCAAAAAUAACAUUCAAAUGUGGUCAUUGCAGAAGAAUUGGUCAUAAUAGAACAUCUUGUAUAUAUUCUCCUGCUCUCCAUCCAUUUUCAAGAAAGCAUAGAGAAGAUUAG
Molecule: messenger RNA, 1929 nt
Organism: Nicotiana attenuata
Lineage: Eukaryota; Viridiplantae; Streptophyta; Magnoliopsida; Solanales; Solanaceae
Exons: 3
Coding region: 1-1929 (642 amino acids)
Source: RefSeq, a predicted model, not a curated record